UUUUGAGAGAAAAACAACAGAAGAAAAUGAAGCUAUUUAGAAUGAGUUUGUGGUCUUUAUUAAUGGUGGUUUGGUUUCUAUUAAUAGCAACUUCUAAUUUGGUGGAAAGAAAAUGUGCAUUUGAGGCUAUUUUUAAUUUUGGAGAUUCAAAUACUGAUACAGGUGGAUUUUAUGCAGCAUUCCCAUCUCAAGGUUCUCCUUAUGGAAUGACUUAUUUCAAAAAACCAGUUGGACGUCCAACUGAUGGCAGAGUCAUCGUUGAUUUUCUUGCUCAAGCAUUAGGUUUGCCAUUUUUGAGUCCAUAUUUGCAAUCAAUUGGAUCUGAAUACAAACAUGGUGCCAACUUUGCAACAUCAGCAUCCACUGUACUUUUGCCACAAACUUCAUUGUUUGUAUCUGGAGUUAGCCCCUUUUCUCUUGAAAUUCAGCUCAGACAAAUGAAGGAAUUUAAAGUUAAAGUCAAUGAACUUCAGAGUAAAGGGAACACUAAUCUGCCUCCACCAGACAUAUUUGGGAAGUCACUUUAUACAUUUUACAUAGGUCAGAAUGAUUUCACUGGCAAUUUGGCAAGAAUAGGAAUAAGUGGAGUGAAGCAAUACUUACCUAUAGUAGUUUCCCAAAUUACUAGCACCAUCAAGGAAAUCUAUGGAUUAGGGGGAAGAACAUUUUUGGUACUUAACCUUGCACCAAUUGGAUGUUAUCCAAUGUUCCUAAUGGAGCUACCUCAUGAGAGUUCAGAUAUUGAUCAAUUUGGAUGCAUGAUAUCAUACAACAAUGCAGUGGUGGACUAUAACAAUAUGCUUAAAGAAGCAUUGACACAAACAAGAAAACAACUUUCAGAUGCAAAUGUAGUUUAUGUGGACACUCAUUCUGUGCUCUUGGAGCUUUUCCAACACCCCACUUCUCAUGGGUUAAAAUAUGGAACCAAAGCAUGUUGUGGACAAGGAGGUGGUGCCUACAACUUUAACCAGCAAGUAUUCUGUGGAAAUACCAAACAGAUAAAUGGACAAACAUUGACAGCCACAGCCUGUGAGGAUCCAUACAAUUAUGUAAGCUGGGAUGGGAUACAUGCCACAGAAGCAGCAAACAAACUCACUACAUAUGCCAUUCUCAAUGGUUCUAAUUUUGAUCCUCCAUUUUCACUGCAAAAAUUCUGUGAUAUUCAAUCUAUAGGUUGAUACAUGAUUUUCUUGUAAGCGUAGGGAAAAUAAACCACGAGUUAUUACUAGGAGACAUGAAUAAAAGAUAGUGAUGCUUUGGCAAUUUA
Messenger RNA from Nicotiana tabacum (common tobacco), 1267 nucleotides. Its product is annotated as GDSL esterase/lipase At4g01130-like. Gene Ontology annotation, molecular function: hydrolase activity, acting on ester bonds. The record is from RefSeq and is a predicted model, not a curated record. Lineage: Eukaryota; Viridiplantae; Streptophyta; Magnoliopsida; Solanales; Solanaceae.